Messenger RNA from Scatophagus argus, 4598 nucleotides. RefSeq names its product nuclear receptor subfamily 2, group F, member 2 (gene nr2f2). Gene Ontology annotation, molecular function: RNA polymerase II cis-regulatory region sequence-specific DNA binding; retinoic acid binding; nuclear receptor activity. The record is from RefSeq and is a predicted model, not a curated record. Lineage: Eukaryota; Metazoa; Chordata; Actinopteri; Scatophagidae. Gene Ontology annotation, biological process: anatomical structure development; negative regulation of transcription by RNA polymerase II; cell differentiation. Bases 1020 to 2291 code for a protein of 423 amino acids. The transcript has 3 exons.
GAUUCCUCUUUCCCGAAAAUCGUCUCCUUUUAGGACCAAGCGGCCCUCUCGACCUUCCUUGCUAGCUCUGGCAAGGUACCAAGUAGCACAAGUGCCGACUAGCCAAUGGGGUUCAGGGGGAGGUCCCUGAGCUCUGACCAGUCAAACACACUCGCCUUCCUUAUAUGGCAGCUGAUCUCCAUGGUAACGUGUGCUAAGUUGCAGCAGUCGUGUCAAAGUUCACUAUAUAGAGAGCUCAGUGAGCUGAUCAGAGAGAAAGCAUUCUGCCAGCCCGGCUCCUACCAAUCGCAAAUCACUUCCUAACCUCCGCCUUUUUAACAUAUUUGAUCACUUUGAUUCUCUACUCCUUUUUCCUAUUAUUUUUCAGUCCACGGAGGAGGUUUGUAGGUUGUGAUCUUUGUUUUUUUUUUUUUUUGGUUUUAGUGCUUUCGCUUUUUUGGGGGGAGAGUUGUCUUCAUAUUCCAGGCUCUCAAAACAUUGGCUUCAGCUGCGCGCUUGUUGGCGCUACCUCAUAGGAAGAAAAGGAAGAAGACGCAUUUUUUUUUUUUACCCAGUUGGUGAUUUUCUUCAAGACUUGUGCUGGAACUUGAUAGUAGCUGCUACAGUGUUCUCACCACCACCAACUGUUUUAUGCUGCUGCAGGCACGGUCUUUACCAAACCUGCUCCAUCGUUCACUGAAUAGCCCAUGCUACCUCGGUUGAUUAUUUUAAUAUUUAGACUACCUUUCCCAUUGAUGGGUGUACUGGAUGGCUGACUGUAAGCGCCCCUGGACUUGGCCUUUAAGCGCAAGGCAGCGACUCAGCUCGCCAUCGCAUCAGUUUUGAAAACGUGCUUCGCAACGUCUCCAACAGCAAUAAAUCGACAGUUUUUCGGGAGAUCGAGAGUGGAUUCAACGUAGGCUAGAUUUGACAUUUUGUGUGUCCAGCUGUUAAUCACAGUUUUCCGCGUUUCCUUGAGACAUUGUUCACCGCGACACCAAAACGGCAGACAAAAAGUUUCUUUACGUUGACUGAUAGAUAUGGCAAUGGUAGUGUGGAGAGGCUCCCAGGACGAUGUGGCUGACACCCAAGGCACCCUUUCCUCGCAAACCCAAGGAGGACUAUCUCUUCCCACCCCUCAACCAGGCCAGUUGAAUCUGACAGCCUCUCAGGUCGCCCCUCCGACCCCUCAGACUCCGGUCCAAGGACCCCCGAACAACACACAGUCCACGCCGACGAACCAGACGACGCAGCAGUCGGAGAAACAGCCACAGCACAUUGAAUGUGUGGUCUGUGGGGAUAAAUCAAGUGGCAAACACUAUGGCCAAUUUACUUGCGAGGGGUGCAAAAGCUUCUUCAAACGGAGCGUACGACGGAACCUCACUUACACAUGCCGUGCCAACAGGAAUUGUCCAAUCGACCAACACCACCGCAAUCAGUGUCAGUACUGCCGCCUCAAAAAAUGCCUUAAAGUCGGCAUGAGACGGGAAGUUUCUCUUUUUACUGCAGCCGUGCAAAGGGGACGUGUGCCACCCACGCAGCCACACCACGGUCAGUUCGCCUUGACAAAUGGAGACCCACUGCACUGCCAUUCCUACUUAUCCGGAUAUAUCUCUCUUCUGUUGAGAGCGGAGCCCUACCCGACGUCCCGGUAUGGCAGUCAAUGCAUGCAGCCCAACAACAUAAUGGGCAUCGAGAACAUUUGUGAACUAGCAGCCAGGAUGCUCUUCAGCGCCGUGGAGUGGGCCAGGAAUAUUCCCUUCUUUCCAGACCUUCAGAUCACCGACCAGGUGGCUCUGCUGAGGUUGACGUGGAGUGAGUUAUUUGUGCUCAACGCCGCGCAGUGCUCCAUGCCCCUGCAUGUGGCUCCUCUCCUGGCGGCGGCUGGCCUUCACGCCUCCCCGAUGUCUGCGGACAGAGUCGUGGCCUUUAUGGACCACAUUAGGAUCUUCCAAGAACAAGUGGAAAAGCUCAAAGCUUUGCACGUUGACUCUGCUGAAUAUAGCUGCUUAAAGGCAAUUGUGCUCUUCACCACAGAUGCUUGUGGCCUCUCAGAUGUGGCCCAUGUGGAAAGUUUGCAGGAGAAGUCCCAGUGCGCCCUGGAGGAAUAUGUCCGGAGCCAGUAUCCCAACCAGCCAACACGGUUUGGGAAGUUGUUACUCCGCUUGCCUUCCCUCCGCACAGUCUCUUCCUCGGUCAUAGAACAGUUAUUUUUCGUCCGAUUGGUAGGUAAAACCCCAAUUGAAACUCUCAUCAGGGAUAUGUUGCUUUCGGGGAGCAGUUUUAACUGGCCUUACAUGUCAAUUCAGUAAACCAAGGUGGAGACGAACAAACAAAAGGUGGGGUUGGUGGGGGUUGUUGGUGGUGGUGGUGGUGGGGAGUGGAAGGGAGGGGGGUGGGGGGGGGGCUGCGAGACUACAAUGAUUAUAGCUGCUUUUUUGGAAGGAAUAAAAAACCAACCGGCUGUUACACGGGGCUGGCUUUCAUGAAGAAAGACAUUGACGUAAAUGACUGUGAAUCCCCCCCCCCCUCCGCAAAAAAAAGAAAAGAAAAAGAAAAAAAAUCGAGACAUCCACUGAACUUUCAAAAUGGCAGAUUCAAGCUCCCAGUGUUCAUGCAGAACUACCUGCUUCGAUUCAUUUUUUUUUUAAUGAAAGAAGAAAACGAGGAAAAAAGGAAAAGGGAUUUUGUUUGUCCUUAUAAGGAAAAUUUAAGUAUUAAGUGCAUUUAAAAAUGAUAAUUUGGGUAAAAAAAUUUAAAAAAAAAACAGGAGAAAGGGAAAAUACAAAACGUGAAUUUUCUUUUUCUCAAAUGACUUGUCCUGUGUCCAUGUAUAGCUGUGUUUUGUACUUUCUUUGUUCCUCCUUUCUGGUUCCAAACCGGCCUAUGUGAUUUCUGUAGUACAGGUGGUGUUAUUUUCUAAGACAAUGAUUUAUUUUGAGAAGGUGAAAUAAUGUUGAAAAAAAGGUUCUAAGAAGAAUUAAAACCACAGCAAUAGGAGUGUAGGCUUAUAAUUUAGGCUUAAUGCUGCAAGCGCACUUAUGUUCUUAGGAUGACCAAUACCAUCUGGGAAAAAAGAGGAGGUUUUUAGACUUCAUGUCCAACUUUAUGACCCUGCAGAAACAGUUCUGCUCUUUAUCGAUAUGAAGUUACAGGAUCCGCUUUGGUUUCUUUUGUCAGAAAGUCUUCCCCAUUUCGUCCACCUCUGAAUAUUUGGCUUCAGUUCCCCCAGUAUGGAUACAAAAAAUAAAAGAAAUCCUACAAGUUGCCUGGACAUGCUGUUCUAAAAGGCACUUGAGACAGGUUGCUCUAAACGCACUGUGGUUGCAUUUUAGGAGCAUUCGCAGUGGCUCAAACUGCACCGAAAACAUAAAUGACUUGUUUCCAAAAAAAAUUAAAUAAACAUUGGAGAGGUCAGGGGUCAUAAAAGUUUGAAGUCUAGCCAGAGUAGUGUUUAAUAGCAGUAUUAUUAAAGCUUCCCUGAAAUGUCACCCUUUAUUCACUUCAAGCAUUAAGUGCCUGACAAGCAUGAUGUGAUUUCUUAUCAAAACGUUGUUAAAGUAGGCCAACAACAUUUUGGGGAACACAAUUAGAUUUGAAACUUCAGUCGUGUAUUUCGCUCGAAAAACACUGAUUAGAGGCAGUAUUCUUGUAAAUAUAGGUCAAUUCAUUUCAAUGAGUUUUUCCUUUAUACAAAGUAUAUGUGAUUAAGAAAAAUCUGUGGUUGCCAUUUUUUUUUCUCUCGGUAAUACAACGUCUUCAAAAUUGAGUGGCAGACUUAGCUAGUAGCACUGAAAGUUAUGUUUUUAAUGUAUAUACAUAUUACUACAAAAUGUUUUCUUUUUCAUGUAUAUUUAGACUGUGAAUGCAUGGCCACAGGUCGCUAACCUAUUUUACCUUUGAUAUAUAAAUGUAAAUGUUUUUUCUCUCUCUUUUUUGACUGUAUAGAUAUAAUCUGUGCAUUCAGUACACUAGCCCUUGUAUUUAAAGAAACAAAAAAGAAAAAGAAACGACGUUCAUUAUUAGGCUACAGACUUAAACAGGGUGAACAGGUUUGGAAAAGGAGUUGAUAUUUUAACUUUAGUGUUAUUGCUCCUUUGGUCUUUGACAGGUGCCGUGGGUGUGCGUGAGCGUGCGCGCGCGCGUGUGUGUGUGUGUGAAUGUGAGUCUGCGCGCGCGUGUGUGCGUGAGUGCGUGCGUGCGCGCGCGUGUGUAUUUGGAAGCUAGCAAUUUUGUCCUUGUUUUGAGGCUUUUCUUCAACACACACAAAAACACCAUGUUGUGGUUGAAUUAAAAAGGGAUCACUGAUUGAACACUGAUCUUUGGCUGUUCGUAGCCACAUAUGGACCAGAGAAUGAUACAUGAUUGUAAUUAUGAACAGUUUAAACUGACCCACGUUUUUAUAUAAAUAUAUAAAAAUAUAUGACUGCAGGGUAUUGAUAACGUAUAGAUACUUUUUUUAUGAUUAUUAUUAUUAUUAAUUGCAAGUGAUAUAUGUGAGUGUGUGUGAAAGUUUAUAGUUGAACACAAUUCUUGUUUGUUUGUGUUAGCUUAUUGUAAACAAGCAUUCUGCUGUAAAUUUGUUCUUGGUAUUAAAUUAUAAUUUAUGAAUUUGAAAA